Molecule: messenger RNA, 883 nt
Organism: Nematostella vectensis (starlet sea anemone)
Lineage: Eukaryota; Metazoa; Cnidaria; Anthozoa; Actiniaria; Edwardsiidae
Product: WAP four-disulfide core domain protein 2
Exons: 3
Coding region: 525-791 (88 amino acids)
Cellular component (GO): extracellular region
Molecular function (GO): peptidase inhibitor activity
Source: RefSeq, a predicted model, not a curated record
AAAUGAGGAGAAGGACAAAUGAUUUUCCGGUUGAUAAUUGAAAAGGUAGGAAUUUUUUAUCUAUAAAAAUCAUGUAACACUUCGCUUUUCACUACUCACUCAAACACCAAAUUUUCGUAUUAUUUUGUUAUUUGAUUUAUACAUCUGUUGAGCUCCCAAACCCUUAGGUCAAGGUUGUUCAAAUAGGCUUUCCUCUACCACCUUUCGCGCCAACCUCAAAAACUCAAAUCUAAUACAUAUGUCAAAAUUGAUUAUAACCAUGUAAAAAAUGGACUAUAUGGAGAUUUCUAGUACCUCCGGAAUCUCAAAAAAGGCUGCCACAGACCUUUAUCGACAGAACAUUAAUUCCGAAGAUGACUUAAAAUCAUCGUAGUGUUUUUAUCCAGAUUUAUCUAUGAUCUCUACAAUACCAGCAUUGUUUUCAAUGAGAUUUUGUCUUAGCCUGAUCUUAAUGCGUCGUUUUGGUAGAGAGUCUCAUUCGCUGCGCGCCGAGGCGAAGCUGAGAGGAUAGACUAGACCUUGUAAUGGCAUCUUCUCUCAGUGUUCUGCUGACUCUAAUGGCCCUAAAUGUUGCUACCCAAGGUGUGGAUGUGCCUGGGACUUGCCCGUUUUUCCCAAUUCCGGCUGAGUGUCCACCCUUUCCGGAAAAUGAUUGCGAAAGCGAUGACCAAUGUGCGAAAUCACAUCCGGGACUUGACUUGAAAUGCUGCAAAGACGGAUGUAGUCUACGCUGCGUCCCGCCAAUUCCUCCUCCAACUCCAGCGCCGCAGAGGGUAAUGGGUAUCACGUGAUCAUACCCACUCGCCACUUUUCAUCCAAUGUCCCAAGCGCAAUGUUCAUACUCAUACGAAAACGCCUUUUAUAUAUUCUAAUACAACUAAUA